This is a messenger RNA of Sinocyclocheilus anshuiensis, 1817 nucleotides long. Its product is annotated as NXPE family member 3. The transcript is spliced from 7 exons. The record is from RefSeq and is a predicted model, not a curated record. Bases 63 to 1760 code for a protein of 565 amino acids. Lineage: Eukaryota; Metazoa; Chordata; Actinopteri; Cypriniformes; Cyprinidae.
CAAUAAUGGCCAGCCAUGAUCUGCUGUAGUGCUGGAGAGGAGGAUGACAGAGAGAGGAAACCAUGGAGAAAUACCUUCCCAAAUAUGUCCCAUUCUUCACUCUGCUGGCUCUGUCAGGACUCUUAUUCCUGCUGUGGAAUAUCACCUCAUUGGAAAGCUGGAACUGUCAGAGAGUAUCUACCUUCUAUCAGCUUCAGAACAGCAUCCAGUCAGUCUUAAAGACCUCUGAAUUUUUUCUACCGGUGGAGUUUAACUACUCCUUCUGUGCCCACCUUGGCCAGGAGCCCAAUGCAGAGGAAGCCAGGGAGGAGAGCUAUCUUCUCAAAUCCAUUGCCUGGCCAGAGCCGUUGGUCCUGGGACUGCCGUUACGUCAAAGUAGCGAUCCUGCACAGAGCUAUUAUAUAAUCCAAGACCCUGGAGAUCUGCAGGUGGGUGGGCAACUGGUAGUGAAAGUGCAGAUGCACAAUUUUUUGGGUCAGCCCAAAAAACACGGAGGAGACUUUCUAGUUGCGCGACUUCACACGCCAGAACUGGCGGCAGGUGUGGCUGGCCAGGUACACGACCACAACAAUGGAAACUACACAGUAUUUUUCCUGCUUCUUUGGGCAGGUGUUGCCCAGGUGGAACUGACAAUGAUUCACCCCAGUGAAGCCGUGAUGGUCCUCAGGCGAUUGAGAGAGGAACAAUCAGACCGAGUGUUCUUCAAAAGCCUCUUCCGUUCAGGGUACCUCUCUGAGACAACUCUGUGUAAUUUGUGUUUGCCGCACAAACAGCAGCCGCUUUGCAACUACACAGACCCCCAGACUGGAGAACCCUGGUUCUGUUAUAAGCCCAAGAUGUUGGACUGUGAUACACGGAUUAACCACUCAAAAGGGGGGUAUAAGAAACACCUUCUCACUGUUUAUGAGUCACAGUUCUUCCAAAGUGGAGUAAAUAUCAAAAUUCCAAUACAUUCUGCAGGGGUGGACAAUGUGACUGUUCAACCUGCUAAAGUACAAACCAAAGGAAUGCACUUUGAAUUCACUCCUUCUGGGUACUACUACCAGGGAUCAUGGAGACCUUUGAGUGGUGUCGUCAUGCGUCAGUUUAAUGGCUCUUUAGUCAUAACACAGUGUCUUCGAGGGAAAAUGGUGUACAUGUAUGGAGACUCCACUGUGCGACAGUGGUACGAGUAUCUCAUUGCCCAUGUUCCAGAGCUUAAGGAAUUCAAUUUUCAUAGCCCAAAGAAUGUUGGCCCAUACAUGGCAGUGGACAGCAAUCGCAACAUAUUAUUGAGAUACCGCUGCCACGGGCCACCGAUCCGCUUCACGUCCGUGUCCUCGGCUGAGAUGCACUAUAUCUCAAAUGAGCUGGAUGGCUUACGAGGGGGCUCGGACACGGUGGUCGUGAUUAGUAUCUGGUCGCAUUUCAGCACUUUCCCAGUGCAAGUGUACAUACGGCGCCUACGCCACAUCCGCAGGGCGGUGAUCCGACUGCUGAAGCGAGAACCGGCGACUUUGGUGCUGAUCCGCACAGCCAACCUCCAGAAACUGGACCCCGAGUCCAGCUUGUUCAACAGUGACUGGUUCUCCCAACAGCUUGACGCAGUGCUCCGAGCCAUGUUUAAAGGUCUGAACGUCCGGCUGGUGGACGCCUGGGAGAUGACACUCGCCCACCAUCACCCUCAUCAGCUACACCCUCCAUCUGACAUUAUAUCAAACAUGGUUAACUUCAUCCUAUCACACAUCUGUCCAGUGAGGAGAAAGAGAAGGCGGGGCUAAACUUCUCGAGCAGUAUCUUAAGGAACUGGUGAAAUUCGCAGGUGUUAUAAAAAGAAG